Messenger RNA from Physella acuta, 3075 nucleotides. RefSeq names its product lariat debranching enzyme B. NCBI's taxonomy places the organism in Eukaryota, Metazoa, Mollusca, Gastropoda, Physidae. Gene Ontology annotation, molecular function: RNA lariat debranching enzyme activity. The record is from RefSeq and is a predicted model, not a curated record. Gene Ontology annotation, biological process: mRNA splicing, via spliceosome. Gene Ontology annotation, cellular component: nucleus.
CCGAAUUUCAAUUUGUUAGCCCUCACGUAAGUUUUAAAUAACUUGAAGGCUUGAGAAGGUGCUUUCUUUCAUUAUAUUUUAAAUAUAUGCCGACUAAAUAAUAGAGAAUGAAAAUAGCAGUAGAAGGAUGUUGCCAUGGAGAACUGGAUAAAAUAUACGAAAGUAUAGCUGAGCUUGAAAAGAAAAAUGGGAUAAAGGUUGAUCUACUGCUGAUCUGUGGAGAUUUUCAAGCUGUCCGCAACUAUGAUGAUCUGGACGCCAUGGCUGUUCCGCGGAAGUAUCAGCAACUCAACACUUUCUACAAAUAUUAUAAUGGAGAAAGGGAAGCACCAGUGCUGACAGUGUUUAUAGGAGGAAAUCAUGAGGCUUCAAACUACAUGCAAGAGUUACCAUAUGGAGGAUGGGUGGCCCCCAACAUAUACUAUAUGGGAUAUGCUGGUAUGAUACAGGUGGGUGGCCUGCGAAUUGGUGGGAUUUCUGGCAUCUUCAAGGGCUUUGACUACAACAAGGGCCACUUUGAGAGACCUCCCUAUGACGACAACACAAAGAAAAGUGUUUACCAUGUCCGCAACUUGGAAGUCUUUCGUCUGAAGCAGAUUUCUCGUCCGGUGGACAUUUUCUUGUCACAUGACUGGCCUAAGGGCAUCUAUAACCAUGGGAACACAUCUGGUCUUUUGAGGAAGAAACCUUUUUUUAGAGAAGAGGUAGAGAGCAACAAGCUUGGCUCACGUCCCCUGUUGGAGUUGCUGAAACACCUGCAGCCUACAUACUGGUUUGCUGCACAUCUCCACGUCAAGUUUGCUGCGCAUGUUGAGCAUACACCAGCUAGCAGUGAGGGUCCAGCGAAAUCCACAAAAUUUUUAGCUCUUGAUAAGUGCCUACCUCGCCGCCACUUCCUACAGGUUUUGGAUAUACCACAUAGUUCAGAUGAGGGAUUAAAGAUUAAGCUGGACCCUGAGUGGGUGUCUAUUCUUCACUCAACCAAUCACAUGUUGAGUCUCUCUCCUAGAAAUACUUUUGUUCCAGGUCCUGGGUGUGGCCAAAGGUACGAUUAUAAAGUAUCUGACGAAGAUAUUGAAACGACCAGAAAGAUUUUUGGAGGCGACAUGACUCUACCUGAGAACUUCUGCCAGACCUCUGCGCCUAUUGAGGGCGACCCACGAUCUUUCUCAAGGUCGAGGGCACCCCUCACAGUUCAGGUCAACCCCCAGACGACCCUGCUGUGCACCAUGCUGGACAUCACUGACCCCAACGCCACCUUUGUGGGCAAGUCCUCGCAGGAGCUGUUGGAUGAGAGCGACAUUGGGUUGGUGGACGACGCGGAUAAGACGGAGGACAGUGGCGAUGAUGCAGUAGAAGAAGACGAUGAUCUGCCCAGCACUAUAGACAGCAGCAUGGAAACAUCCUCUAACAUAUCCUCUACUUGGGACAGUUUCCAUUCAGCCAGCGAAUCCAUUAAUGUAUCCGCUUUCGGAUCACCCAGCUCUCAAAUGGUCACAUCCACCCCUGCUAAAAACAUCAAAUCAAAUUUUGUCGUCACUGAUCUAGACGACAACGACGAGGAACUGCAACUUAUUUUGUCUGCUCAAAAAAACAAAAAACCACAAAGCGACCUCACAAACGAUUUGCCCUCAUCAACAAAUUCAGUGACCAGCAAUAAUUGCCCAAGCUCUAGUUCUCCAAUUCACAACGGCAAAACCACACAUUCAAAUCCCAUACUUGACAAUGAGGCUAGCCCUAAAAACCCCUCAUCUCUCACACCAACACAUGAACCUCAGGAUACUACUCCAGGUUCUUUAAAUAAAAGAACAAGUUUUGGAAUUUCUGGGUUAUGCCUCAGCUCAAACACAUCGCCAGAGGCCAGUGGAAAUAAUAGCAACACUCGCCAACCUGGCAAAAAGCGGGAAAUUUCUGACGAACCUCAGCUCAUUAGCAGUUCUGAGACAGAGUCUUCGGACAGUUCAUUGAAUCAAGCAUCUGGCUUGAAAAAACUGAAGAGGAGAAACAUCUCUGUGUACACUGAGCCAGUGGAGUAGCACGUGUUGACAGACUAUAGCCUAGGUUGUUUUAUUUUCUGGUCUAACAAUUGUCACACAGCUAAAACCUAUACAGAUUUCCAUGUACAUUUAUGUUUCUUAAAUUUUUAAAGUUAUCUGCUAUUGAAUGCUACUAUCAACAUGAAAGGACAUAUUUUUAGUGAUCAAAAGUUUUGGCAGGCAAAUAUGAGUAAUUAAAUGAUAUAUAGUAGCAGCUGAUUUAUUGACCUUCCUCGCCAGGACAAUUUUCUAUCUUGUUAGCUGUUUUUUGUUUUGUUUUUAAGGAUUUUUAUUUUACUUGAAACCAAUUGUUAAAGAUACAAAUCAAUGCAUGACUUUAUUUUACAUUUUGACAAAAUAAGUGUGAUAAAAAAUAAAUUGAAGGAAAAAAAAAUGUUUUUAUUGUAAAAAAAAAUUAUUUUAAUCUGUGAAAAGUUUUUUUAAUAGACUAAAAAAACUAAUUAAAUUAAUGUCCCUAUUGAAAUUGUGUGAAAUAAAGAUUUAAGAUAACAGUUUUAUUUUUAUAUUUUUAUAUUGUGUUCUAUGUUGUAAAGUUGUUUUAUGUAAAUAUACAAGAAAGUUAUUUUUAAAUCUUGUGAUGCAUUGUUGAAUAAUUUAAAAGGAAGGUAACACUGUAAGACCUUUUUGUUUUUAGAUUUUUCAUCAGUUAUCUCCAGUGGUAGGUAGCUCUUAGAGUUUAUUUUUAUUAGCCUUGCCAAAAUUUUUUAAUCACAUGGAAAAUUCAUUAAGGAAUUUUACAAUGGGAAUAGUGGUGAAGAUUUCUGUUUGUUUAUUAAAUAAACAAAACUGAUGAAAAGCAGGCUUAAACAACACCUUCAGCAAGAAUUACAUGGUGUAAAUUGGCGUGUUCAAAUCAUUUUGCUUACCAGCCAUUUUCUUAAUGCAGCCAUAAUUUUACUUGUAAAUAGAAUACAAAAGAAAUAUUAGUUUUAUCUUUUAUAAAAAGUCGAUGUGUUUUUAAAGUUUAAUUCUUUAAAAAGUUAAUAAUUGUUUUUCUGUAGUUUGAGUAAAAUAAUUA